Messenger RNA from Phanerochaete carnosa HHB-10118-sp, 495 nucleotides. RefSeq lists its product as uncharacterized. The record is from RefSeq and is a predicted model, not a curated record. The transcript is spliced from 3 exons. Lineage: Eukaryota; Fungi; Basidiomycota; Agaricomycetes; Polyporales; Phanerochaetaceae. Bases 19 to 288 code for a protein of 89 amino acids.
CUCUGGUCGCUACCCUCCAUGUCGGUCUUUCAACGGUUGCGUCAGGUACCUAUCGGCGAUAUCCUACAUCGCGGACUGCUGUACACCCUCGUAGGUAUCACCGGCUGGGGUGUCUACAUGAUCGGCGCCGUGCAUAUGGAUACGAUGCGGAGAGGACGAGAGGCUCUUGCGCUGAAGGAGGCGAAUGAGGCGAACGAGGCGAACAGGGCUCGUGGACGCGAGGAGGCCGCGAAGGAACUUGCGCUUGCUCAGGCCGCAGCGCAGCAAGCUGCGUCAAGGCGGACAUGAGAGGCUCACUUCCCGAACGGAUGGAGUGGCGUGUGUACACAUGUUUCGGGGCAUCUCUUUCUUGACUGAAGUCUGGGGCAAUGUCGCUAGGUCGUGGAUAUGGGCCCCCACUGGUGCACAUGCCGCUCAUCCCAUUCGUGAAGUGGCCGAUGGAACAUCCCGGGCGAGUGUCAAGGCAGAUACAAACCAUUCCCGUCGCAAGUACAA